This is a messenger RNA of Poecilia latipinna (sailfin molly), 2335 nucleotides long. RefSeq names its product zinc finger and BTB domain-containing protein 18-like. Gene Ontology annotation, cellular component: nucleus. Gene Ontology annotation, molecular function: protein binding; DNA-binding transcription factor activity, RNA polymerase II-specific. The record is from RefSeq and is a predicted model, not a curated record. Gene Ontology annotation, biological process: regulation of transcription by RNA polymerase II. NCBI's taxonomy places the organism in Eukaryota, Metazoa, Chordata, Actinopteri, Cyprinodontiformes, Poeciliidae. Bases 348 to 2039 code for a protein of 563 amino acids. The transcript has a single exon.
UUCCUCCCGGUGAUUUUCUCUGCUCGUGAUGUUUCUUUUUUCCUCUGUCUGGUACCACAUCUUGUUCUCCAUUUACCUUUUUCGACUUCUAAAAUAUAAUUGUAGCUGGAUAACUGCAAGGAUUAAAAACAAUAAUAUUUAGUCUUGAAUUUAAAAAGUCCUGACUUCAAGUUUAGCUCAAAUUUCCAAGUGUUCUGGAAUUGUUCAUUUCAUUUUCGGAGCGCGUUCAGCUUAUCACACCAUUCGGCUCCUUGUUAGCGACAGUUUAAAAGCCGUAAAAAGGCGAACGCACACACUCACUGUGUGUGUCCUCUGUGUUCCCGGCUGCAGGUUAUGAGGACGGCAGGAUGGAGUUCCCAGACCACAGCAGACAUCUACUCCAGUGUCUGAGCGAGCAGCGGCACCAGGGCUUCCUGUGCGACUCCAUGGUGCUGGUGGGCGAUGCCCAGUUCCGCGCCCACCGCGCCGUGCUGGCCUCCUGCAGCAUGUACUUCCACCUGUUCUACAAGGACCAGCUGGACAAGCGAGACGUGGUGCAUCUCAACAGCGACAUCGUGACGGCGCCGGCCUUCUCCCUGCUGCUGGAGUUCAUGUACGAGGGCAAGCUGCAGUUCCAGGACCUUCCCGUGGAGGACGUGCUGGCGGCGGCCAGCUACUUGCACAUGUACGACAUCGUGAAGGUGUGCAAGAAGCGCUUGAAGCAGAAGGCCACGGCGGAGGCGGACAGCACGCGUAGGGAGGACGAUGGCGGCUCCAGCUGCUCCGACAAGGCCGACAGUUUGUCCGACGGUUCGACGGGGCAGCCCGCCACGGCCGACCUGCUGCACAGCGACGAAGAGGAGGAGGGGAAGGCCGAGGGAAGCCAGCUGUGGCUGCGGUUGCCGUCGGCAGACAGACCGGGGACACCGGGCGGGGCUGCGGCCAGUCCGGGGCACGGAGAGGCGGCGAGCCAGCCAGGUGAAGGCCUGGGAGAAGGGGGCAAGGCGCUGUCGCCCGCCGGCAGCCCCAGCAGCUCCACUGGGUCGCUCUCCCAGAGAUCCCACCGCUCCAUCAGCUCCCGCGCCGGCCACAGGGGCAGGAGGGUGUCGAACGACGCGGCCGACUGCGUCCUGGACCUGUCGGUGAAGCCCAUUGCCGUUAGCAACCACCAUCCGUCUUACUUCAGCGGGGCGGCUACGCCGGACAGCCUGCAGAGCCCGCUGGCGGUGAGGGUGAAGGUGGAGAGGGGGGUGGCCUCCGACGAAGACGAGGAACUGGGCGGGAGCGACUACAACAUGGAGCACAGCGGCCUCGGUAAGACGCAGGUUCCCAGCGCCAACGGAUGCCUGAGCCACCACGGAGUGGGCGGGCCCCUGUCGGCCCAGAGGCGGCUGGGUCUGGAGGCCCACCUGUCGGCGCUGCGCGAGGCGUCUCUGGCGUCGGAGUUGGAGAGGGACGAGAAGCCCCCGGCCUCGGCCGCUGCCAACGAGGACAUCCUGGGGGGGGAGAACGAGCACGCCCAGGCCGAAGCGGCCAGCAUGGACAACUCGCUGCUGCCUUACGUCUCCAACAUGCUGUCGGCCCAGCACACCCAGAUCUUCAUGUGCCCGCUGUGCAACAAGGUGUUCCCCUCACCGCACAUCCUGCAGCUCCACCUCAGCUCCCACUUCAGGGAGCAGGAGGGCAUCCGCUCCAAGCCCGCCGGGGACGUCAACGUGCCCACCUGCACCAUCUGCAGCAAGACCUUCUCCUGCAUGUACACGCUGAAGCGCCACGAGCGGACACACUCGGGUGAGAAGCCCUACACCUGCACCACCUGCGGCAAGAGCUUCCAGUACUCUCACAACCUCAGCCGUCACGCGGUGGUGCACACCCGUGAGAAGCCGCAUGCGUGCAAGUGGUGCGAGCGGCGCUUCACGCAGUCCGGGGACCUCUACCGACACAUCCGCAAGUUCCACUGCGAACUGGUGAACUCGCUGUCGGUGAAGAGCGAGCCGCUGGCGCUGCCCAACGUCAGGGAUUGGGCGAUCGAGGACAGCUCCCAGGAGUUAUGGAAGUAGAGUCGGAUUGUCGGGUUUGAACGAGGCUUGGGGAGGUGAGAGGAAGGUGGCAGAGUUAAGCGGUCGGGGGUUUAAGUGAGUCAUGUUCUUAUUCGUUGCGACAUCUCAUUCAACCGCACUUUAAUAGCACAUGAAAAUGUUACUACUGACUUAUUUUUACCGUCUGUUUGGGGGUUUCUGUUUUAUUUUAUUUUGAAGUCCCGUAACAAUUUGGCAUUAGUUCUCUUCUGUUGUUUUUUUUGUUUUUUGGUGUGUGUGUGUGUGUGUGGCGUCUGAGGACACGGCUCCCUCCCUAA